Saccostrea echinata is the source of this 1247-nucleotide messenger RNA. RefSeq names its product ribonuclease Oy-like. The record is from RefSeq and is a predicted model, not a curated record. The transcript has 11 exons. Gene Ontology annotation, molecular function: RNA binding; ribonuclease T2 activity. Lineage: Eukaryota; Metazoa; Mollusca; Bivalvia; Ostreida; Ostreidae. Bases 1 to 1158 code for a protein of 385 amino acids.
AUGCUCCUGGAAAAGCGGUGUAGGAAUGCGUUUCAUGGAGAAUGGACUGACUUAGAUGGGGAUAAUAGUGUUAACAGUAACAUUCUCCAACGACCUAAAAAAAGGCAGAGCACCUUAGCAAAGAAGUUGGUUAUUGUGAUAAAACAGCAGAAGUUUGAAGGAAAAUACCUGAAUAAAAUUGAUCAUCAAGUAGAGCAACAGAGAAGAAAAGAAACUACAAAAGUUUGCAGCAGAUGGGGUCACAUCAACCUAAGAACAAAAAGAAUAUGUGGGAAUGAGAUGUGCAGAACCAACCUGAAACAUGCAGAAAUUUCAAGUCAGUACCCUGAUGGCAAAGGAACUUUCGAAACUAAAAUAACUAUGGCAGAACCAAAGAUGUCCGAGACAUCUGCGCAGUCUACUCAGCGAUUAAGAGUGUUCGAUUUGACCAUGAUGCCCUUCAUCCAUUUUAUGUUACUUAUUGUUAUCAGGCUUAGCAGUGAUAACAAUCAUGUGAUAGCAGUUGAGUUUGAUUUCUUUAUUUUGGCACUUCAAUGGCCAGUGACAUUUUGUAAAAUUCAAAACUGCAGCAGAGACCCGCCCAAUAACUGGACUAUACAUGGACUUUGGCCUUCAAAUUUUACGCCUCCAUUUGUGACUGACUGCAAACAUAAUGAAAGUUUUAGCGAGGAAAAUAUUCCAGAGAUUACUAUUAGCGCCAUGAAUGAGGCAUGGCCAGAUCUGAAAUCAAAGGAUGAGAAUAAAAAAUUUUGGUCACAUGAAUGGAAAAAACAUGGAACAUGCGCCGAUGUUAACGGAACAAGGUCUUUGGCGGAAUACUUUACAAAGGCUGUAGAGUUGGCACACAGUUAUAGUAUUUAUAGUUUUCUAGAGAAAAGUAACAUAACACCAAAUGCAACAACAUCUUACAGGGUUCCUGUUAUAGUAGACGGAAUUAUAAAGGAAACAAAAGCUAAUCCUCAUAUCAUAUACACACGCAUCAAAGAUGUAAAGACUAGUUUCUGGAUAUCUGAAGUCCGGCUUUGUUUUAAUAAAACAUUCAGCAUAAUAGCUUGCAAGAAAAAUAAUGGCAAAAACAAUGUUUUUUAUCCACCACCUUCAUCUCAAACAGCACCUUCACCUGUCCAUGGAGGAAAGAAAAACACUUGCAAGAAUUAAAAAAAAAUCGAUUUCUGAUCAUGAAACGUCUUUUUUAGUGUUAGAUUUGCAAGAAUAGUUAAGAUGUAACGGAAUAAAAUGUAUAUUUU